CGGAAUCAGGUAUAAUACUGUCCGGAGAUUGGUUAUAAAUGUUGCUUCACGUCCAUUUCUGAAAGUGGCAGAAUGCAUUAUGUGUUGCAGUCCUUACGGGCGGGAUAAAUGUUGGAGACUACAAUGCAAACUUCAUACCCUUACAUGCAGGUAUAAGACUGUGUCAAGAUUGCUGCUAAUGUUUCGUGCAUACCGUAUAUUUUGUUGAUUGCUAAGAUGUAGGGCGGGAACCUUCAAACGACGGGAUUCCGUCGUAUUCUGAGAAUAAUAAGGAUGGUACGACUAAGCUACGAGAUGAUACUCAAGGUAUUCACAGGCAUGCUUAUACAGCUUCCAAAUCGACAUCUCCCAGAUGAGCUUAAUGGGCUUUGUGUUUUUUACGCUUAACGUAAUGCAGAUGACAAAACUUCCGAGCAGCAUGCAACAGUAGCUGUAUUUAAUGAAGAAAAAAAACGUUGGCGAAACAAGGGAGCAGUUCAACGCACAGAGGCGUGAAUCUUAUCGGAAGAAAAAAGAGGAGGAUAUGGUCAGGUUACAAGAGUAUAAUCAGCCAUCCCUUUCAAAGACUGGUAAGUAUUUAAGCGUGAUUUUGCUGACUACUCUUGCUUUUUUCUGAAUACCUAUAGUAUGGAAAUUAAUCGUUAUAGUAACCUGACUUCAUAGAUGUUCCCCGUGUUGGUUUCAUAGAUGUUGUAUCAACAUCAAUACUUUUUUUGUUCUCUAACUCUCAUACCUAUUGUAAAAAUGGUAGACCAUAGGGAUCUUAUCAACGCGUGGAGGCGGGAAUCUUAUCGCACUAAGAAGUCAGAUGGUUUUAUAAACCAUCUAGACGAUGGGCCGAUUGUUCACCGUCGUACUCUACGUGAUAUCACAAAUGUUCAACAACCUUCAUAUGUGAUCCCUGGUACUUAUUUGGUAGAUUUACAAUGUCGUUAAUUAUAUGUGCGUAUUUGACAAUCAUACUAUUUGUGAUUAUGUUUAACUUCUCUUUGCUUUCUGAACGCCCGUGGUGGAUAACUAUAGGAACUAAUGUUGGGGCAGAUCAUAUGUUGGGGCAGCUAAUCAAACCCACGCGAGAUGAUAAGCAUUCAUGGUUCAGCCAUUUUUAAUAAAUACUAACCAAGCAUGUUAUAUCAGAUGACCCAGCUAGCUCGGUUGAUACAUCAAUCUCGCAUAAUGAAUCAACAUAUCCUCCUAAAGCUACGGGAGCGUCUGAUGUAAUUGCAGAUAAAAAUAUAAAAGAAAAUACGCAAGUAACAGAAGAAGAACGCAAACGAGACCGUCAAAAAGCUUUGAGGAGAGCUGCAUAUCGGCAGAGAAAAGAUCGGAAUCUCCAAGAUGAACAUGCACAGGCCCUUAUUUUAUCUGGUAACCUCUAAAGGUUUUGACCAUUAUAUUCAGUACCCGACUUCAUGUCUUAAUGAUUAAGUUUUCCACAUGUUUUCAUCAAUUUGUUUAACCAGCCAACCCAACUAGCUCCAACUAUACAUCAUUCUUGGUUGAUGCAACGACAUUUGAUGCUACAACUACUGUCACAUCUGGUCUCAUUAAUGACAUGGAGGUACAAGAUGUGGUCUUGAAUAACACCCAAGAAACAAAGCAAAAAACCGACGAAGAACUCAAGAGAGAUCGUAGAAACGCCCUGCGGAGAGCUGCUUAUAGGAGGAAAAAGGAUAAGCUUAUCCAUGAUGAAAACAUACGUCCACUUUCGUUAUCAGGUAAAACAUGAUCUAUAUUUUCACCAUGACUUACAUAUCUUGUUUUGCUGCUCAUAGCUAAAUAUUCUUAUAGCCACCAUCAUGCUCGAUGCAUACAGUUUAAUGCUGCAUAUUAAUGCACCAUCAUGGUUUUUUUCCUAUAGACGUCUUAAAUAAUAUUGGUUCUAACUAUGUUUUAAAAUCAUUACGAAACCAGCCAACCCUAAUAGCUCCAGCUAUAUAGAAUUCGAGGGUGACGCAGCAACAUUUCCCCAUUCAACAUUAGACGCGUCUGUUGUCACUCAUGACAAUGAUCUAGCUAGGAGGCAACGUGAUAAUGAGCGGAAAAGAAAUUUAACAAACGCGCAAAGGAAGCAAAUAAAUGCACAGAGGCGUGCAGAUUAUCAGCGGAAUAAGGACAAGGUAUCUGUUGAUGUCAGAGAAAUAGUGAAUGAAAAAGUACGAGAGAAGCGAAUGCAACGUCGCAAAAGCAUGUCAGUGAUUGAGAAGGGGGAGUCAAGUGCUCAGAGGAAGGCCAAUUAUGCCAGAAGAAAAAACACCCCAUGCAACGAAUCCAUCACGCUCCCACGUCCAGACCUAGCAAACUCAACCUCUGAAUGUCCCACUUUAAUCUGCCGCGCAUCAUCCGUCUCUCGGGUCGCCGAAGAUGAUUCAUCUGAUGGCGACCCUCCGACGAACAAGACGAAUUACAUUGUUGGUAUCGAAGGUAUGAAAUUGCUAAUGUCACUUUCUUCUGCUCAUUAUGAGCAACCAUCUUCUAACAUGAUGUUAUCUACUGUGACAUUCGCAACGACGAAUGUCCAGAGGACAUUGAAUUUUUACAAAGCGGCAUCGUGGGCGAUGAGCCGACAGCAGCCGAAUUGAUGGAUGAGGAGUACUACAUGUUUCACAACGAAGGUAUGGUCAGAUAUGAAGUAGGACGGCGUGCAUCUAUAUUGUAGUUAAAUUUUUUUUGUAUUUUUUUGAACGUUAUGUUUCAACAAAUGCUCGUAGGGUCCGAUCAUGACAACAUGGAUGAUGACGAGGAAGGGAGCAUGUCGUCUGCUAUACCUAGCGAGGUUGAUCCAUUAGAAUUUGUUUACACAAACAUCCCCGACACCACUCACAUCCUGAAGCUCGACGCAAACUGCAAACACUGCAAGGCCAAAAAGUUUGUCUCUGACCGACAGGUUCUGCUGUCGCAAUGGCCAGAUCGAACUUAAACAACCGGAGCCAAUCCCAGAGCUGAUGAGGCUAUGGUCAAGCAUGGAUGCAGAUUCUAGACAUUUUCGGGAGAACAUACGGUUCUUCAACGGGCAUUUCGCCUUCACAACCCUUGGCGUCAGCCUUGAUGAGAACUACACAAACAUGAAGUCUGGGGUGUACACAUUCCGUGCGCACGUCUCCAUCUACCACAAUGUGCAUUCGUUCGGGCCUAGCUCCCUUCCAGAACAUCUGCAGUUGUACUUCUAUGAUGACGACCCAACCAUAACUCAUCGUAAGGUGGCCACCAAGCAAUUAGACCAGGAUGUCGUGAAGAAGUUAGUAGACAUACUCAAAGAAAACCUGUACUCCCAGCAAUUUAGGAGUUUGGGUGCACACAAGGACAACCUCGAUGAUUAUAGGAUAGACCUAAACACCGAUAAGAGGCUUGACCAAAGAAGAUAUAAUAGACCGUUGUCAUCUGAGGUCGCUGCAAUUUGGGUUGAGGGCAACGACCUAGCAAAAAGGUUUGACCGGAGGAUAACUUUGUGGUAACAACAACGAAAGGCAUAGUAUACGUGUGACCUCCGGAGCAUAUGACCCGUUGUCUUAUCCCCUAUUCUAUCCAAGGGGGGAGCUAGGUUGGCAUCCAAAGCUACUUAAACGUAAUGUAACGGAGGAGGUUGUACUGCAUUCUCAACUGGUCCAUGAUGAUGAUGAGGAUGCAGGUAUGCCGUCUGCGUCCCAUUUUGCUACAAAUAAUAUCUUAUUUCUCGAAUAUAUCCUCAUUUUGAUGGUACUCAAUCAUGUGCAGAGGGCAACAACAGGUUGUGCGUCUCUGUCAGAGACUACUACUGUUACAUGCUGCAGACACGACCUGGAAUCUUCAAUCCCAUACUCUGUGGAGCACGCCUCUUGCAGCAAUGGGCGGUCGACAUGUACGUCAAGAUUGAAAGUUGUCGGUUGAGGUGGUACAGGAAAAACCAGACGCAGAUUCGUGCCGACUUGUAUAAAGGAGUUGUUGAUGCAAUCACAUCGGGGGAGACGCGAGCAAGCGCUGUUGGGGUAAGAAUAGUGCUCCCUGGAACAUACCCUGGUGGCGACCGCGACAUGAAGAAGAGGCAUAUGGAUGCCAUGGCAAUUGUCCAUACAUACGGGAAGCCUGACAUCUUAUUGACCAUGACUUGCAAUCCUAAAUGGGAAGAGAUAACGAAUGAGUUGCUGCCUGGUCAGACGGCGCAAGACCGACCUGAUAUUGUGGCUCGCGUGUUCUACGGCAAGCUAGAGGCUAUGAAGGACAUGUUGUUCAAGAAGCAUAUCCUGGGUGUUGUUGUCGCAUAUGUAUACGUAGUCGAGUUCCAAAAAAGGGGCCUCCCCCACGCACAUUUUUUGUUGAUCAUGGACUCUAAAUAUAAGCUUAUCGUCCCGGAGCAGUAUGACCGACUCAUUUCCGCAGAGCUCCCAGACAAGCAUAAGUAUCCGGAAUUGUAUGCUAUGGUGGUAAAACAUAUGAUGCACGGACCAUGCGGUGCUCUCAACCCGAAGAAUGUUUGCAUGCAAGAAAACAGAUGCAAGUGCAGAUACCCACGGCCGUUCAAUGAAAACACAUCACAGGGGAAGGACUCGUACCCAAUUUAUCGGCGUAGAGACGAUGGAAGGCGUGCUAAGGUCCGAGGGAAGAUGUUGGACAAUAGAUGGGUUGUGCCUUAUAACCCAUACCUGCUGCGGAUGUUCAAUUGCCACAUCAACGUUGAGGUCUGCUCCAGCAUAAAGGCCGUCAAAUAUCUUUACAAGUACAUUUACAAGGGCCAUGAUAAGGCUUCUUUCAGCAUCGACCAUCCCGACGCCGAUGGUAACAUUGAUGAGAUCAAGAGAUACGUUGAUGCAAGGUGGAUCACCCCUCCGGAGGCUAUGUGGAGGAUAUUUGGCUUUCCACUUUGCGCCAAUUACCCACCUGUCUUGCAGUUGCCUCUUCAUCUCCCGAAUAUGCACAGGGUCGCAUUCAAUGCGCAGGCUGACUUGAAGAAUGUUGUCGCCUCCGAAAAUAAUUCAAAAUCCAUGUUAACGGAGUAUUUCAAGGCUAACCAGGAACACCCUCGGGCUAGGCAUAUAUUGUACAAGGAUUUUCCCGGAAGCUUCACAUGGCAGAAGAAAAAGAAGUUUUGGAAGCCGCGGGUCGAGCGUUUUCAAAUAGGUCGCAUCGUGUCUGCCAAUCCUGCUGAGGGUGACCGAUACUACCUGCGUGUGUUGCUAAACCAUGUUACGGGCAAAACAUCCUUCGACGACUUGCUCACCGUGGACGGUGUUCAAUGUGGGAGCUUUAGAGAAGCUGCUGAAAGGUUGGGACUCAUCGAGGCAGACAACACGCUCGACAACUGUCUUACUGAGGCUGAGCAGUGGGCGAUGCCAUGUUCUCUUAGGAGGCUCUUCGCAACCAUCUUGGUGCACUACGAGCCAGGCGACGUGCGUGGUUUAUGGGAUAGGCACCUCGAUCCUAUGUCAAAUGACUAUCGUCGAUCACGCACGUCCCCUAUCGAGGUGGAGCAGAUGGUGUUGCUUGACAUUAGGGGUAUGUUGCAGUCCAUGGGUAAAGACAUUGUUGAUUUCGCUCUUCCAAGCAUAGAUGAUGCGUUUGACCCAACCGAGGGUGAGGCAAGAGAGGUCAUCGAGGAAUCAACUGUUGAUUUUGACGUGGAUGAUACUAAAUUGGCAUCUUCCCUGAACUUGGAGCAGAGGGCCGCAUACGACGAGAUACUAGCGGCUGUUGAACGCGGUGAUGGGGGUGUAUUCUUUGUUGAUGGCCCUGGAGGUACAGGGAAGACCUUUCUAUACAAGGCGAUGCUUGCCAAGGUGAGGAGCGAUGGCAAUAUUGGUAUCGCUACCGCGACGUCGGGCGUCGCCGCUUCUAUCAUGCCUGGCGGCAGGACUGCCCACUCGAGGUUCAAGAUCCCAUUGAGUUGCGAUGAUGGAGCAUCGUGCAGCUUCACGAAGCAGAGUGGGACCGCCAAGCUGCUUAGGAUGGCCUCAUUGAUAAUAUGGGACGAGGCCAGCAUGACGAAACGACAAGCGGUCGAGGCAUUGGACAAUAGCAUGCGCGACAUCAUGGGAAUACGCGACCGACCCUUUGGAGGAAAGACUGUUGUUUUUGGCAGGGACUUUAGGCAGGUGCUUCCGGUCGUCAGAAGGGGGUCGCGGGGCCAGAUAAUUGAUGCAACCCUACGAAGUUCUCAUCUAUGGAAGGGUAUGCGGCAGCUUCGGCUCAUCACCAACAUGAGGGCUCAUAAUGACACGUGGUUUGCAAAUUACUUGCUAAGGGUCGGCAAUGGCACUGAGGAAGUCGACGAUCAAGGCAACAUACUACUCCCUGAAGACAUUUGUCUGCCGUCUACAGGCGAGGUUGACGACCUGGAGAAGCUUAUUCACCACGUGUUUCCGAGUCUAGAUGACAACAUGUCUGAUUCAAAUUACAUGACAUCUCGAGCAAUCCUUUCCACGACAAACGACAAUGUCGACAAGAUAAACAUCCGCAUGAUAGAGCGUUUUCAGGGAGAUGAAGUAAUAUACCAUAGCUUUGACAGUGCGGAGGACGACCCAUAUGGCUACUACGCUCAGGAGUUUCUGAAUGGAUUGACUCCUAACGGUCUUCCUCCGCAUGCACUCAAGCUAAAGCUGAACUGCCCUGUCAUACUUCUAAGGAACAUUGAUCCAGCAAAUGGAUUGUGUAACGGCACUAGGCUUGUUGUUAGAGGUUUUGAGAGGAACACCGUUGAUGCAGAAAUCGUGAUUGGACAACACGCUGGCAGGAGGGUCUUCCUUCCUCGAAUACCUCUCUGCCCAUCUGAAAACGACAUGUUUCCGUUCAAGUUUAAGAGGAAGCAAUUUCCUAUAAGGCUUAGCUUUGCUAUGACCAUUAACAAGGCUCAAGGGCAGACAAUCCCGAUUGUUGGUGUCUACCUACCCAAUCCCGUGUUCUCUCAUGGUCAACUCUAUGUUGCUUUGUCUCGAGCCACCGCAAAGAGAAACAUAAAGAUACUCAUUCAGAAGGAGAAGCCGAAGGAGAAGUCCAACAAGCAAAAGGACAAACCAAAGAAGCGAAAAGACCGACCGUGUCAUUACUAACCUCGAUGAAGAACAUCGUCUACAAGGAAGUCCUUACAGGCUGAAGUCCGGUCUUAAUAGACCGGCAGGUUAUGUAAUGACACAACAUUUACUCUUGUGAUGGUCAAGAUUUAUUGUAAUUCGUUUUUUUACAUAUAUCUUUUUUAUUUGGUAUUUUGAUAGUUGGAGGUAUACUCCAUUUAGUUGAGCUACUAAGUGCAUUUCAAUAAUCAGCCGUCAUGUUGGCACCAUCAUCGCUGUUAUAUCUUUUCUACUAUCGCAAUGUUUCUGGCAGUGUACAUGUCACCCACCGUAGUAUUUCAUGUGUAAUAUGUGAUUCAGAUAUAAUGAUUGGCCUGAAAAAUACCUGGAACAUGCAAUGAAACUUUUGUGUUACGGCAAGUGAUCAUAUCCAUUGUUAUUAUUUUGAUAUUUUGAUAAUAUGGUUGAAUGUAAAUUUAUUGGCGUCCUUAUUAUCCCUGUAUUAUUCUGAUAGGUCAGAAGUAUAGGAUUAUGAUUGGUCUGAAUUAUAAGACCAACACACGCAGAAGGGAAGUUUGUGUAGCUUUUCAAGAUAUAUUUUGCAUAUGUACAUCUAAUAAAUAAUAAAAUGGUAGCCUGCGUACUUGCAAAUAUGUUCAAAUGCCCGUGCGACUCUGGAGAAUGUGACAAUGCACGUGUCUGAUCGCUGAAGUGUGCAAUCUUUGGAAAAAAGAUUGAUUACUUGUACUUUCACGCGUCUGAACUAAUUAUUUAUCAGUUCAGUUCAAGUUUCAUUUUUAUUUUUUGCAUUGGUUCAUGUACCUUCA
Triticum aestivum (bread wheat) is the source of this 7807-nucleotide messenger RNA. RefSeq lists its product as uncharacterized. Gene Ontology annotation, biological process: telomere maintenance; DNA repair. Lineage: Eukaryota; Viridiplantae; Streptophyta; Magnoliopsida; Poales; Poaceae. The transcript has 3 exons. Gene Ontology annotation, molecular function: DNA helicase activity. The record is from RefSeq and is a predicted model, not a curated record. The coding region runs from base 3762 to 7019 and encodes 1085 amino acids.